GUUAAAAGAGAACGGCAGUACUCGCUGAUCGCAAACCAGUAGUCAGGGUGUUUCAGUUUUCGUUUCCUCGAUAAAAUAUUUUACUUUGGACAGAAUGCGUGUCCUAGUUGUAUUUGGAGCUCUUUUGCUUUACUCGACUUUGGUCCUUGGAAAACCGAAAACCGUCCAAGAUGAAGGACCCUUGUGCGUGUGCACCUUGGAGUUUGCACCUGUGUGCGCCAGCAAUCAUAAGACGUACAACAAUAUAUGUCUCUUCAAGUGCGAGAGGGAUUACCUCAGAUCUAAAGGCGGCCCAGAAAUUGUACUUCUCCAUCGCGGCGAGUGCAAAGAUCUGAGAAGUGACUAGAAAUUGGAUACCGUUAUUUAUAACGGCGGUGGAAUUAUUUGCAAUAUGAAUAUGAAUGAAAGUGUUCACCGGAACUCUACUUGUUGUUAUACCCUGUGAUUACAAUUAUAUUCCGUCGGAAUAAAGUAUAUUACUAUGAGCAUAA
Molecule: messenger RNA, 491 nt
Organism: Orussus abietinus
Lineage: Eukaryota; Metazoa; Arthropoda; Insecta; Hymenoptera; Orussidae
Product: turripeptide OL11-like
Exons: 2
Coding region: 95-346 (83 amino acids)
Molecular function (GO): protein binding
Source: RefSeq, a predicted model, not a curated record